Staurois parvus is the source of this 413-nucleotide messenger RNA. The record is from the annotation of a GenBank genome assembly. NCBI's taxonomy places the organism in Eukaryota, Metazoa, Chordata, Amphibia, Anura, Ranidae.
GAAUUGUUACUUAGGGCCACAGAAACGUUAGUUAGGGCCACAGAAUUGUUACUCAGGGACAGACACAGAAUUGUUACUGAGGGCCACAGAACUGUUACUUAGGGCCACAGAAACGUUAGUUAGGGCCACAGAAUUGUUACUCAGGGACAGACACAGAAUUGUUACUGAGGGCCACAGAAAUGUUACUUAGGGCCACAGAAACGUUACUCAGGGACACAGAAUUGUUACUGAGGGCCACAGAAUUGUUACUGAGGGCCACAGAACUGUUACUUAGGGCCACAGAAACAAAACCGUUACUUAGGGCCACAGAAUUGUUACUCAGGGCCACAGAAUUGUUACUGAGGGCCACAGAAACGUUACUUAGGGCCACAGAAUUGUUACUCAGGGACAGACAGAAUUGUUGUACUGAGGGC